AUGAAAAAGACACUAAGAAUUGAUCUUUUCUUUAAAAGAAUUAAUUUUGAAGAUUCAACAUCUCAAGUAAAUCCAUUUUUAAGUAUUGAACCAUUGAAUUCUGAAAGUCGUCCUGAAAAAGCUCAAAGAGUUGAAAUCAAUGAGAAGAUUGAUAUUCAAGCAUUAGAACGUGAUCCGGGAUUGCGACUACCAAUGUGGAAGUGUCCCAUUGAGAAGCGUGAUGAAGUUAGGAGAGCUUAUAUCAAGGCCGACCCAUAUCAAUGUUUACUUUCAAAGUAUCCAAAAUCGGAAGAAAAUCAUCCUCGUAGUUUUCAAGCAUCUUGGUUUAAGUUAUUCCCUUCUUGGUUAGAAUAUUCUCCUAGUAAAGAUGCAGCAUUUUGUCUACCAUGUUAUUUGUUUCAUACUCAAGAUGGGCCUUCCGGAUUGGAUGUGUUUACUAUCAAUGGGUUUAGAUCAUGGAAGAAAGUUAGAGAUGGAAAAAAUUGCUCAUUUUUAGCACAUAUUGGGAAAGAUCUCACCUCUCCUCACAGAAAUGCCGAGAAAGCUUGUGCGGAUCUCAUGAACCAACAAUCACACAUUGCACAACAUAUUGAGAAAUUCACUUCUCAAGAAAUAGCAGAGAAUAGACUUCGCUUGAAAACUUCAAUUGAGGCAACGAGAUGGAUUGCAUUUCAAGGAUAUUCUUUUAGAGGUCAUGAUGAGUCAAUAACAUCAAUAAACCGUGGAAACUUUUUAGAGCUAUUGAGUUUCAUUGCCUCUUUUAAUGAUGAAGUAACAAAAGUUCUUGAAAUUGGUGAUGCAAAAUUUUGUAUCAUUAUUGAUGAAGCUCGAGAUGAAUCAAAGAAUGAACAAAUGUCAAUUGUCUUGAGAUUUGUUAAUAAAGAUGGCUUUAUACAAGAACAUUUCUUUGGAGUUGUUCAUGUUAAGGACACUAUUGCAUCAACAUUGAAAGAAUCUAUCUUUUCUAUCUUAUCUAGUCAUAAUCUUGAUGUUCAGAAUAUUCGGGGACAAGCUUAUGAUGGUGCAACUUCAUCAAAGGAAGUUAUCCCUGUCCAUCAAUUUUUCACCAAGUUCUCUAUUAUUAAUGUUGUUGGGGCAUCAUGUAAGCGCAAUGAUCAGUUGAAAGUUGCCCAUACCUCAAAUAUUGCUCAUUUGCUUAGUAUUAAUGAGCUUGAAAGUGAGAGAGGUCUUAAUCAAAUUGGUUCUUUACAAAGGCCGGGUGAUACUCGUUGGAGUUCUCAUUUGAAGUCUAUUUCAAGUUUGAUGAGAAUGCAUAGUGCAACAUGUGAAGUUUUACUUAAUAUUAUUGAAGAUGGAACUACACAUGCUCACUGUGGAGAUGCUGAUGCAGCUUAUGAGUUGCAAGAGUUGAGCAAUAAGUUUGAUGACAAAGCAAUGGAGUUAAUUAUUCUCAGUUCAUCGUUAGAUCCAAAAGAGAUGCGUAUAUCAUUCAGAAUUGAUGACAUUUGCAAGUUGGUGGAGAAAUUUUACCCUCAAGACUUUAAAGAUUAA
Molecule: messenger RNA, 1512 nt
Organism: Ipomoea nil (Japanese morning glory)
Lineage: Eukaryota; Viridiplantae; Streptophyta; Magnoliopsida; Solanales; Convolvulaceae
Product: zinc finger MYM-type protein 1-like
Exons: 4
Coding region: 1-1512 (503 amino acids)
Source: RefSeq, a predicted model, not a curated record